Molecule: messenger RNA, 2151 nt
Organism: Thamnophis elegans (Western terrestrial garter snake)
Lineage: Eukaryota; Metazoa; Chordata; Lepidosauria; Squamata; Natricidae
Gene: SLC9A4
Product: solute carrier family 9 member A4
Exons: 11
Coding region: 16-2151 (711 amino acids)
Biological process (GO): regulation of pH; sodium ion transport; proton transmembrane transport
Cellular component (GO): membrane
Molecular function (GO): sodium:proton antiporter activity
Source: RefSeq, a predicted model, not a curated record
CGCCUUCCACACUUCAUGCCAGAAAACUGUGUCCACAUUGCCAUGGGUGUUUUGGUUGGUGGGAUUAUUUUUGGCACCAAGCACAAAUCUCCACCAGUUAUGACUACCAGCAUUUAUUUCUUAUACCUCCUUCCACCCAUUAUCCUUGAAGGAGGCUAUUUUAUGUCCACCCGUCCCUUUUUUGAAAACUUUGGUUCAAUUCUUUGGUGGUCUGCAAUGGGCUCCCUCAUAAAUUCCUUUGGCAUUGGAUUGUCACUUUAUGGAAUUUGCCAGAUCACACCUUUUGGCCUCCAGGAUGUGACCCUGCUUGACAGCCUGUUAUUUGGUAGCAUGGUCUCAGCAGUGGAUCCAACAGCUGUCUUAACUGUCUUUGAGGAGAUGUCUGUCAAUGAACAACUCUACAUGAUGAUAUUUGGAGAAUCCUUAUUAAAUGAUGGGAUUACUGUAGUCCUAUACAAUAUAUUCAUUGACUUUACCCAGAUGCAUAAAUAUGAAACAAUUGAAUCCGUUGACAUUCUAGCUGGCUGUGCUCGCUUUUUUGUAGUCAGUCUUGGAGGGCUGCUGUUUGGCAUCGUCUUUGGAUUUGUGGCAGCUUUUAUGACUCGGUUCACCCAAAACAUUUCUUCCAUUGAACCUCUCUUGGUCUUCAUGUUCAGUUACCUGUCCUAUUUAACCGCGGAAACACUUUACAUAUCUGGCAUCUUGGCGAUUACAGCAUGUGCAGUGACAAUGAAGAAAUACGUGGAAGCCAAUAUUUCUCAAAAUUCCUACACAACCAUAAAAUACUUCAUGAAAAUGCUCAGCAGUAUCAGUGAGACCCUGAUCUUCGUGUUCAUGGGAGUGUCUACAAUUGGUCGGAACCACGAAUGGAACUGGGCGUUCAUUGGCUUCACCCUGAUUUUCUGCGUGCUUUGGAGAGCUCUAAGUGUGUUCUUUCUGUUCUCCAUUUGCAACAAGUUCCGCACUUACAAAUUUACUUUCAAGGAUCAACUUAUUGUUACCUAUAGUGGGCUAAGAGGAGCCAGCAGCUUCUCCCUUGCGUUUUUGCUUCCUACAACCCUCUUCCCUAGAAAGAAGAUGUUUAUCACCUCUACUAUUGUGGUGAUAUACUUUACUGUUUUCAUUCAGGGAAUCACCAUUAGACCACUGGUAAAAUACCUAGAUGUUAAGAAGACCAAUAAAAAAGAAUCAAUAAAUGAAGAAAUUCAUAUGCGAAUGAUGGAUCAUUUAAAAGCUGGAAUUGAAGAUAUAUGUGGACACUGGAGCCAUUAUCAACUGAGAGACAAAUUUAAGAAGUUUGACAAUAAUUUUCUAAAGAAGAUACUACUGCACAAGCAACAGCCUAAAUCCAGCCUUGUUUCUUUAUAUAAGAAACUGGAAAUCAGACAAGUAAUUGAAAUGGUAGAAAGUGGGAGCAUGACACCUAUGACUUCCAAAUCAUCUUCUCUGAGACGCAGGAAUGAAAGAAUACAGAAACUUUCCCCUAAAGAUGUAGAAUCUAUGCAGAACAUGCUGGCACAUAAUCUGUAUCAAGUGAGGCAAAGGACGCUAUCAUACAACAGAUAUAACCUUACCACCGAAACAAGUGAAGAGCAAGCCAAAGAAAUCCUUAUUCGACAUCGAUACAGCAUGCGGCAGACCACAAGGAAAGGUCACAGCUUACCAUGGGGAGGGCAGGCUUCCAGUAAAAGCCUACGUUAUUUAUCCCUGCCCUUUGGUAAUUCUCAACCAAUUAGAAGAACAACUAGGAUUGAUGAUGAUGAUCUAACAGGUUACGGUAGCAGUGAUUCCGAGUCUGUCUUCAUGAUGCAUAAUUCAAAGGCUGGACCAAGGUCACCUCAGAAGAAACACCGCCAGCAGGAAGAAUUUCUCCCAAUGGAGCGAAUGCAUUCACGAACUAAUCCAGCCAGUUUUACAAGGCAGAAAAGAACAAAUCAACAGGAUCAGGGGGCCAGAAUACAAAAACCACUUUUAGCCCCGAAGCCUCAACUUAAUGCUGUUCUUGAAACUGAUACUCAGGAACUUGAGUCAGAGGAUGAGGUCAACAGGGCCUCAUGCCCUACAGCACCUGUUGUAGUAUGGGCGGCAGAAACCAGAGGCAAAAACCAUGCUUAUCGGUCCAAAAGACACUUUACUCAAAGAAAAAAGUGA